AUGUCAAUCAAACUUUAUCGUUUUAUGGAGCUUCUUGCUCAACAUUCACCAGCAAUGAAUCAUCAAACAGAAUUAGAUCGACUGUCUAUGGCCGAUCCGUUUGAUCCAAAUGUACAACGACGAAUUGAAGAAUUAUUACAUAUGCAAAAUGUUCAAGAUAAUAUGGAACAUGCAUUAGAACAUAUGCCAGAAGUAUUUGGACAUGUUGUUAUGUUAUAUAUUAAUUGUAAAGUUAAUGGACAUCUUGUUAAAGCAUUUGUUGAUUCAGGUGCUCAAAUGACAAUAAUGAGUCGAACAUGUGCUGAACGUUGUGGUAUUAUGCGUUUGAUUGAUAAACGAUGGAGUGGUAUUGCCAAAGGUGUUGGUACACAAAAAAUAAUUGGACGUAUUCAUCUUGCUCAAAUUGAAGUUGAAAAAGCAUUUUUGACAACAGCAUUUUCUGUAUUAGAAGAUCAAUCAAUGGAUAUGUUAUUAGGAUUAGAUAUUUUAAAAAGACAUCAAUGUAUAAUUGAUUUACAUAGAGAUACUUUACGUAUUGGUUCAGCAAAUAUUGAAACAAAAUUUUUAUCAGAAAAUGAAUUACCUGAGAAUGCGAAAUUGACUGAAUCUAUUCCCAUGAGUAAUAUGAUCGAACAUGAAGAUAGAAAUUUUGCUCAAGCAUUAGCAAGAUCAGCAGCAGAUGUUGGAGAUGUUAAAUCAAGUUCACAACCAGCAACAACGUCAGCAGCUACCAAUUUAGAGCAACCAUCCUCUGAAUAUUCUGAACAAUCAAUAACACAGAUAAUCAAGCAGGGUUUCACUCGAGAACAAGCUAUCAAUGAAUUAAAAUUAUUUCAAGGUGAUGUAAAUAAAGCGUUAACAUCAUUAAUGACAAAAUCACUUUUAAUACCAAAAAGAAAACGUUAA
This is a messenger RNA of Didymodactylos carnosus, 906 nucleotides long. The record is from the annotation of a GenBank genome assembly. Lineage: Eukaryota; Metazoa; Rotifera; Eurotatoria; Philodinida; Philodinidae.